Molecule: messenger RNA, 948 nt
Organism: Panicum virgatum (switchgrass)
Lineage: Eukaryota; Viridiplantae; Streptophyta; Magnoliopsida; Poales; Poaceae
Product: 50S ribosomal protein L24-like
Exons: 5
Coding region: 176-655 (159 amino acids)
Biological process (GO): translation
Cellular component (GO): ribosome; mitochondrion
Molecular function (GO): RNA binding; structural constituent of ribosome
Source: RefSeq, a predicted model, not a curated record
CUCAGCACGCAGACCCGGCCCCCCAGCGCCCCGCGCUGCCACUCGCUGCUUUCCUCCACCACCACCACCCCUCGCCGGCCGCCGCCUCCCUCACCGGCCGCCGCAGCGCGCCAUAUUCUGCCCUCCUGAUCCGCCGCUCCAAACCCGCUGGGGAGAGGAGGCGGCUCCGAGGAAGAUGGGGUGGAAGGCUGCGGAGAAGCUCAUCAGGCACUGGAAGAUCCUCCGCGGGGACAACGUGAUGAUCAUCAGAGGCAAGGACAAGGGGGAGACUGGGCUCAUCAAGCGGGUCAUUCGGUCGCAGAAUCGCGUCAUCGUCGAGGGCAAGAAUUUGGUUAAGAAACACAUUAAACAAGGCGAAGGGCACACAGGAGGUAUUUUCUCCAUUGAAGCUCCACUUCAUGUUUCAAAUGUCCAAGUAGCUGAUCCUGUCACUGGGAAACCAUGUAAGGUUGGACACAAGUAUUUGGAAGAUGGGACCAAAGUCAGGUUCGCUAGAGGGAUGAAUGCAUCUGGUGCUGUGAUCCCCCGGCCAGAAAUUCUGAAGGAGAGAAGAAAACCGAGACCUACAUCACCUGGACCAAAGGAUACACCAAUUGAGCUCGUGCUGGAGAAGGCCUACGAUGAGAAAGCUGGGAUUGGUAUGCCUGAUCUAUAGAUGCCACGUUGGUUGUGCUGACUUUAGUAUUUGUGACCAGGUCCUAGUGAAGGUAUUAGGGGUUGGAUGAUUGUUGCAGCUGUACCGUACUUCCCUCAUAAUAAUCAUGUAUUGAAAAUCGGAAGAUCCAUUACUGGCAUGUGUGUUGUCUUUCUUUUGUCCGAGUGUUUGGUUACUUCUGCAGAAACACAUCAUUGGAUGAGAAACGGCAAACAUAUGUAUCUUCUUAAUGAGAUAUCCCGUUCUGAAAAGAGAUGGAAAUUGAACUGGCUCCCAGUGAAUUUCGCUAUUCA